AUGAGCACUACACAGCGUCUAUACCUCCCGGCCGUAGACGGCGGGGAGGUGGAGGAAAGAGAAAAGUAUAGACCAGGAGGAUACCACCCAAUUCACUUCAAUGACCAUCUCGGGCCAAACAAACGGUUUCUCGUCGUCCAUAAACUUGGAUGGAAUGUGAACUCCACUGAGUGGCUUUGUCUAGAUAAACGAACAAUGUGCCACAGAUCAGUCAAGGUUAUGGUGGCAGAGCAGUCAGUGGAAGACUGCCCGGAACUGCAGGUCUUGAAUGCUCUAAGUGAAGUCAGCCGCAAUGAGCUCGAAGAGAAUUGUGUUGCUAUCCCUAAAGAGCACUUCUGGGUUGAAGGACCUAAUGGGCGGCACCUCUGUUUUGUUUCUGAUCUAUAUGGCCCUAGUUUGUAUUUGGACUCGCCACUUGGUACAGGGAUUCAUACGCCGGGAAUAUUAACGGAUUUCACGUUUCAAAUUUGUAAGGGAAUACAAUAUCUCCAUACGAAAGGGAUUUGCCAUGGAGAUUUAAAACCAAGUAACGUACGUAUGCGGUUACACCAGUACACCCUCAUGGAGCUACCAUACGACCGGCUUGACAGAUAUCUCGGGCCCCGGCGACAUGAGCCCCUUCUGACUCCGUCCGGAAGUAGUCCGGGUUCCCACGGACCUAAGUAUCUAGCAUUGCCAGUAUCAUUGGAUAAAUUAGAAGAAAAGUGUCGAGCUGCUAAAGUUGCGAUUGUUGAUUUCAGCCAUAGCUUCCAUCAUUCUAACCCGCCCAAGAUAACGAGGUGGAAUAGACAAUAUGCCGGACCGGAGUUUUUAUUUACAGAGACGGUGAGCGGGUUCCCGCGAGAUAUAUGGGCGCUUGCUUGUACCAUAUACGAGAUUAGAACCCAAAAACCAUUCGUCAGCGAGUAUCAGGACUAUACGUCUUUGAUACGCCAUAUGGAACUCUUGUUUGGACCCUUACCAACUGAAUAUAGGGGUGUCGCAGGUUCUUAUUUGGAAGGUGAUAAGGCGCGGCGAAAUGUGUCAGCGGGCAAGAAAGGAGAUUCGGAUCACUCACAAGUCUCGGAUGACAGCCACCCGGAUCCUUCUCAGCUGCUUUCGCUUACUCCGGAAGAGGAGCGUCGAGAGCGGGAGGAACUCCUAAAGGUUCUAGGGGCGACCACGUGGUCUGACCCCCUACAAGCGUCACUUGGAGAAGAGCGGCGUUGCUAUGUCCGCGAGGAAAGUUAUACGCCGUAUACCUCAUCAGACGACAGCGACUCGGAAUAUGAUAGCGACGAAUCGAUUUCAAGCCAAGUUUCUGAAGAUGAAUUUUCUCAAGAGGGCUUGGAUCGCCUAACGAAUCCCGACCUUCAAGGCAGUAAAGUGAAAGAAGGUUCGGCUUCUCGGCAUUCAGAUGAGGGUGAUGAGGAAACACCUGUGCCACGGUCCCCAUGUACACCUGUGGAUCAGCCAAGACAACUAGAAAAUAAAGAGCAGCUGACUGUGUCCAAAUCGCCAACUGAAGUGUGUACAGCUCAUCAGGAACAUGAGCCCGGUGACGAUGGAGCAGAUGAAGCACCUACCCGGCCCACCCCCCUUGAAUGGCUCGACCAGGUUGAGGUCGUAGAAGUAGAACUGGUUGGAGUUGAAGAUGACACCCCAGAGAGGGGACCGAAGCGACGUCGUUUGGAUAGGCAACCAGCCCCUAAAGAGAUAGAGUAUGUAGAACGGGUUGUGACCAUGCCGAAAGAAGAGGUGUUGGUUCUGUCGGAUCUUCUAUUGCGCAUGUUCAAGCACGACCCUAAGGAGCGCAUUGAUAUCGAUACCGUCGUAAAUCAUGAGUUCUGGGGGGAUAGAAGAGACCGUUGGCUUGUCACCGGUGAUGAUUCCGAUGAGGAAAUCCCAGACCCCAUAUCCUCAAGGACUCGUAGCCGAGCAUCAAAGACUGAACAAGGGGCAGAGUCUGGAUCCCCUCAAGUAUCUAAUUAG
This is a messenger RNA of Hypoxylon trugodes, 1971 nucleotides long. RefSeq names its product kinase-like domain-containing protein. NCBI's taxonomy places the organism in Eukaryota, Fungi, Ascomycota, Sordariomycetes, Xylariales, Hypoxylaceae. Gene Ontology annotation, molecular function: ATP binding; protein kinase activity. The record is from RefSeq and is a predicted model, not a curated record. The transcript has 2 exons. The coding region runs from base 1 to 1971 and encodes 656 amino acids. Gene Ontology annotation, biological process: protein phosphorylation; spliceosomal complex assembly; regulation of mRNA processing.